CUCUGAAAUCCAAUCUUCAUCGACGAGACGCUUUUCAAUUUUUUUUCUCCUGCUUCCCAAUUCCGAUAAAAAACGAAAUGGAACCCCGGAACAAUCCGAACCCAGCAUCCGGCGACGACACCGAGAUCGUGUCCCGCCGAAUCGAGCGUCUCUCCCUGCACCUGAACCCAACCCCCCGCACCUUGCCGGACGGCGACCGGCAAAUCGGGAUGGCGACCUGCGCCAGGCCGAAGCUGGAGGUGGACACCGGGAAGCUGUCGGGGUACAUGAGAGGGCCCCACAGGGACGUACAGGAGAAGGUUUUCGACUACUUUGAGUCCAGGCCGGAGCUACAGACGCCGCUGGAGAUAUCCAAAAAUGACCACCGGGAGCUCUGCUGGCGGCAGCUUGUGGGUUUGGUCAGGGAGGCUGGAAUCAAGCCCUUUAGGUAUGUGGCUGAUGAUCCCGCCAAGUAUUUCGCCAUUCUCGAGGCUAUUGGCAGCGUGGAUAUGUCGCUUGGGAUCAAGAUGGGCGUCCAAUACAGUCUUUGGGGUGGUUCAGUGAUCAACCUCGGAACUCAAAAGCACAAGGAUACGUAUUUCGAUGGCAUAGAUAAUUUGGACUAUCCAGGUUGCUUCGCUAUGACAGAGCUCCAUCAUGGCUCAAACGUGCAGGCACUGCAAACUACCGCAACAUUUGACCCAAUAACCGACGAAUUCAUAAUUAACACCCCAAACGAUGGGGCCAUAAAAUGGUGGAUUGGUAAUGCUGCAGUUCAUGGGAAAUUGGCCAGUGUUUUCGCCCGACUAAUGCUUCCAUCUCAUGACUCCAAGGAAGUUUCAGACAUGGGUGUUCAUGCAUUCAUUGUCCCCAUACGGCAUCUAGACACACACGAAACGCUUCCGGGUGUCGAGAUACACGAUUGUGGCCAAAAGGUUGGCCUCAAUGGCGUAGACAAUGGAGCACUGAGAUUCAACUCAGUAAGGAUCCCUCGUGACAAUCUCCUCAACAGAUUCGGUGACGUCUCUCGAGAUGGAAAGUACACAAGUUCCCUUCCCACUGUAAACAAAAGAUUUGCUGCUACGCUUGGCGAGCUCGUGGGAGGAAGAGUGGGGCUAGCGUAUUCCUCUGUAGCAGUUCUCAAGCUUGCUGGUACAAUCGCUAUCCGUUAUUCAUUGCUACGUCAGCAGUUUGGCCCGCCUAGAAAGCCUGAAGUCAGCAUCCUUGAUUAUCAGUCUCACCAGCACAAGCUCAUGCCCAUGCUCGCUUCAACUUAUGCUUUCCACUUUGCUACGUCCUAUUUGGUGGAGAAGUAUGCUGAGAUGAAACGAACUCACGACGAACAGUUGGUUGGAGAUGUCCAUGCACUGUCGGCGGGACUCAAAGCUUAUGUGACGUCGUAUACUGCUCGGUCGCUGAAUGUGUGCAGGGAAUCUUGUGGUGGCCAUGGAUAUGCUGCUGUAAAUCGGUUUGGUACUCUGAGAAAUGAUCAUGAUAUUUUCCAGACAUUUGAAGGGGAUAACACGGUGCUCCUCCAGCAGGUUGCAGGCGAUCUCUUGAAGAGGUACCAGGAGAAGUUCCAAGGCGGGGCUCUGACAGUGACAUGGAACUAUCUAAGAGAGUCGAUGAAUUCAUACUUAUCUCAGCCAAACCCAGUAACGGCACGAUGGGAAGGCGAAGAUCACUUGCGCGAUCCUAAGUUCCAAUUGGAUGCUUUCAGAUACCGAACAUCUCGAUUGCUCCAAAGUGUUGCAGUCCGUCUUCGCAAGCACUCUACGACACUUGGAGGGUUUGGUGCUUGGAACCGGUGCUUGAAUCAUCUUCUCACCCUUGCCGAAUCUCAUAUUGAGACUGUCAUCCUUGCAAAGUUCAUUGAAGCUGUGCAGAACUGUCCGGAUCCAAGUGCACGUUCUGCUCUGAAACUUGUGUGCGAUCUCUACGCCUUGAACAGAAUAUGGAAUGAUAUUGGAACUUACCGCAAUGUUGACUACGUUGCACCAAACAAAGCUAAGGCAAUCCACAAGCUGGCAGAUUACUUGAGUUUCCAGGUUAGGAAUGUGGCGAGGGAAUUGGUAGAUGCAUUUGAUCUUCCAGAUAAUGUCACCAGGGCACCAAUUGCAAUGCAGUCAGAAGCUUAUUCUCAGUAUACCAAUUAUGUUGGAUUCUAGAAAUUCGGUACCCGUCGCCAUAAGUAUAGUGCUUACAGUGGAAUUCAAGCUGGAGAUAGUUAUAGGUAUUUUAUAUCAUAUAUAGACAUUCACCAUUGAAGCUCAAGUUGGUUAGCAUGAGGAACGAAGAACUGGGGAAGGACGAAGGAGCUCGACAGAUAUACAGGAUUUGCAUCUUAAACUUUGUACCAAUUAUAUUCAACAUAUAUACGAGUUACUGAGAUUUACUACGGGAAUAUAAGUACUGUAGAACA
Messenger RNA from Linum trigynum, 2401 nucleotides. The record is from the annotation of a GenBank genome assembly. NCBI's taxonomy places the organism in Eukaryota, Viridiplantae, Streptophyta, Magnoliopsida, Malpighiales, Linaceae.